This is a messenger RNA of Wyeomyia smithii (pitcher-plant mosquito), 826 nucleotides long. RefSeq lists its product as uncharacterized. NCBI's taxonomy places the organism in Eukaryota, Metazoa, Arthropoda, Insecta, Diptera, Culicidae. The transcript has 4 exons. Bases 33 to 734 code for a protein of 233 amino acids. The record is from RefSeq and is a predicted model, not a curated record.
UAACUUGUUACUCUUUUUAUCCUACCGUAGAAAUGAAUUUUUCCAAACUGGAUCACCUGGCGGACCGGUUGUUGGCUGAACUUGAGACUGACCUUGAACCUGCCUUCAAACGGCAGUCGGAAGUCGUUCUCCGACACGAUACUGUUGUGCACCACAACCAGGACUGGUGUGUAGCCUUACAGCGCCAUCUAGAGCUAGUGCAGAGUCAACAAUCAAUGCUGCAGGAUCACGAACGUUUGCUCGAGCGGCAGUUUGCCGCGUUGGAACAAUCAAUCAGCACUUUGGAGCAGUGUCCUCGCCAAGCGUGGCCGUGGUGCGUCGGUGGAGCUGCCAACUCCAGUCGUACUAGCCGUGGUGGCAGCAACACCAAAUCCCCUUUGGCGGGUUUAUUCAACGAGCGGAACGAACUUUAUCAACGUUUGCUCAAGCUUCCCACCGAAAUGAACCGUUUCGAGCACGAGCUGCUGCCAAACGUGGAACGGCUGCGGGGUGAGAUUGACGAUGUUCGAACUGGCUACGAAAAGCGGUGCCCAAUCGUGGGUGUAAUGGCCGCCCUCACGGAGCUGCUGCUGUCAGUGGAAAGACAGCUGGAUACCAUCGAUGGGAUGCUGAUAGCGAACAGGGAUCGGCUUAGCGAGUGCGGCAUGGGUAGAGAACAGUCGAUGCCCUCGUUUUUUAUGGCACUCUUCGGCAAACAUGAUAAUCAGGCAGUUGGUGGUGAUAAGAGGCGAUGAAAUGCUGACCGAGUUUUGGACUUGACUUCGGCCUUCUUUUACGCGAGGGGCGUGUUUCAGUGUUGAAAAUUAUAAUGAGGGCACGGUGAUGA